AAAUCGGGACGUUCGAUUCCGAUUUGACGUUCCCAGAAGACGCUCGAGUAUAUAUAUUUCGAAGCUUGAAGUGAACCAAAUUCCAAUUCCUGUCGCCUCGUCAAUUUUUUUUGAAAAUAACAAUUUUAUAUGCUUCACCGGCAGCCGAGCGGAAUGUGAAAAUUAAAACGUCCGCCUAAUAUGAAUUUAAUCGCGUGCAAAGGGCGUUCGCGCAAGAGCUGACGAAGGCUCGCCUCGCAUAUGUACUCUCUUACACACAACAAGUGGAGCGGGCCCGUGCCGCAUCGUAACCAAUGACGUGGAUAUAGGUUAAAGUUCUCAUUGGAACAAAAUCAAACCUCGCCAGGUUCCCUAUCGGGGCACGUUUUUCCAAACAACAGACAAAUUUGUAAAUAAUGUUCGAAAUCACAGACACGCAGAAAAUCGGAGUGGGACUGGCGGGAUUUGGCAUCUCCUUUCUGUUCCUCGGCGUACUGCUGCUCUUCGACAAGGGUCUACUCGCCAUUGGAAAUCUUCUGUUUAUAGCGGGACUCGCAUGUGUCAUCGGGCCAUGGAGGACGUUAAACUUCUUCUUUCAAAGGCACAAGAUGAAAGCGAGUGUCUCGUUUCUCGGGGGUGUUUUCGUAGUGCUCAUGGGUUGGCCCAUUGUAGGAAUGAUCCUGGAGACCUACGGCUUUGUAUUGCUCUUUAGUGGUUUUCUACCAGUAGCGAUAAACUUCAUACGAAGAGUGCCUAUACUUGGGACUGUACUGGACAUGCCUGGCAUCAGUCGACUCUUGGACAUAAUCGCAGGUGAUUCCAAUCGGACAACUGUAUGAUACAACUAUAUAUAAUAUAUUAGAGAACCACCCACAUCCUUUUGCUUGGAACCUGUAUAUAAAGCGGUCAAAUGUUCAUGCCCCAUAUUCCUUUUUUCUAUCAUUCCCGUUCGAGAAACGUCAGCUGUCAAAUUUUUGUACAAAAGUAUAAGAAUAAUUUUUACUCGUUAUGUCAGUCACUGUAAGAAAAUAUCAGUAAGACUAGUAUAAUCGAUUUGUAUGUUGCCAAUUUGUAUACAUAUAACUUAAUUAUAUGUACUGAUUAUGUCAAGGGUACACGUGGAACAUGGUUUACGUGGAACAUUCCAAAAAGCUUUUUCAUAUUAAAAAAAAAGAUAAUCUAUAUUAAUUUUUUUAAUCCAAAAAUAUUUAUCAUUGUCAGUAAAUAAAUAACGGUCGAAAACGUACCCUUCUCCUAAUCAAAUAAUGAAUGUUUUGGGAUAACAAUAAAUGGACGUGUUGAAUGUGUAUUAUUUA
This is a messenger RNA of Wasmannia auropunctata (little fire ant), 1295 nucleotides long. Its product is annotated as vesicle transport protein GOT1B. NCBI's taxonomy places the organism in Eukaryota, Metazoa, Arthropoda, Insecta, Hymenoptera, Formicidae. Gene Ontology annotation, biological process: retrograde transport, endosome to Golgi; endoplasmic reticulum to Golgi vesicle-mediated transport. Bases 396 to 818 code for a protein of 140 amino acids. The transcript is spliced from 4 exons. Gene Ontology annotation, cellular component: endoplasmic reticulum; membrane. The record is from RefSeq and is a predicted model, not a curated record.